Messenger RNA from Parasteatoda tepidariorum (common house spider), 5046 nucleotides. Lineage: Eukaryota; Metazoa; Arthropoda; Arachnida; Araneae; Theridiidae. The record is from RefSeq and is a predicted model, not a curated record.
GGCUACUGUCUUUCGUCGAACGAUCUUUCACUACCGACAAAACAUUUCACAGCUAUCUUCACACUGAGAAGAUACUUUACGAACGCCUCAGCUGUCAUACUAAUCAGCUUUAAGUUACUUUUUUUAAAAUUAAAUGUAAACUAAUAUCUCCAGUACAGUUAGAUUUAUUUAUUUUUUUGACUUCUAGAACUUUUCCCUUCUGUUUAAAGGCCAUAUGCGGUUCUUGAAUUUCGAAGCUUUUUAAUAAGAAUAAAUUGCUUAAAAUUGGAGCCUCGACGAGGCAAGAUAUGAAGGAACCAGCUAAAUACUAAUAUUUGUGUGUGUUUUGAUAUACCAAGUGCAUCUUUGCAAUGCCCGGUACUACACGGUAUUCAGCAACAUUUGACCGCACAUAUGAAGAGGAAGAACGGGCAUCGUCUGGCAUUUCUAAUGGCAUGCGAAGAUCUCGUUCACAGAGCUGGCAAGCAAAUUUGGGACUUGACGAUAGGCCUUAUACACCUUUAGGAAACAGUAGACCUUCACCAAGAUCAUCAUCUACUGAUAAUGGUCCCGCAAAACCCGCGGAAACAAUUCCAACUCGAACACUGUCAAAACCAGUGGUCAAGACUCAUAAUAACCCCUUUCAAUUUGUUAAAGUGGGAUCAUCACCAUUGUACAGAAAAGCCGAAGAACAACUUAAAAAAGUGAAGGAAGUCAAAAAAGUUGAAGUUUUGAAAGAAGAAGAAGAGGAGUGGCAAUCGAAUCUAGAUAGUUGGAAAUCACGACGACGGAAGAUGUCAGAAGACGUCUUCCGAAGACAAGAAGAAAUUAGACAGUUUGAACAGGAGCAACAGCAGCAAAAUGAACAAGCCAAUCAAAGGAAGAUUAAAACAUUUUCAGAAAUGGUGGAAUCUAGGUUGGUGUUAAAGGAAUGAUGCAUAGGAGUUUCAUGAAUAAAAAGUCACAAAGCACAGAAAGCAUUUUAAAUAAUAAUUCUUCUGCUUCUAAACAUAAGUUCUUUGAGUUGAAUGGAAAUGGUUUACAUCAUAGUAAUGGCAAUUAUUUUGAUUCUGGACUGGAAAGUAUUAGCAGCAGUCAUAGAGCCGGAGACACUCCAGACAGCUGCUCCGAUUUCAGUCAAGAUAGUGGAAGUUGCUUAGAUUGUGAUUCACCAAGAGCCUCUGGAUUAAUUGGAGUCAAUGUGUUGGAAGAAUUUAACUUGAAAAAUCAACAAAGCUAUGAUACUCAUAGUGCUUCCACUAAGAAAGCUGGUGUUAAAUCAAAGCCAUCUGAUUGUUUUAAUCAUAACAAUGUUGAGCGUGAAUAUGAUUUGCUGACUGAUAAAAAUGAAACAGUUUCUUCUGUUUCUGAUGGUCUUGAUGUUUCCCAUUUUGAGUCUCCAGAUUCUAGUAUUUGCAAUGGAAAUAAAUCUCCAGUUAAUGCUUCCUUGAACAAGAUGAAUGAUGUAUUUUCUAGUACAGCUAGCCAGUCAUCUUCUUCCAGUGAUCAAAUAGAAAGCUUCAAUGGAAAACACGAAAGGAGUAUUGAGUCCGAAAAUGAAGUUUUUGUCGAUGAUUUUGUUGAGCUUAACAACAAUGAAAAGAUUGCUUUUCCAAAUUCCUUAAAAUUGGCAGAUAAAAAUAUUUCUUCUCAAUCACCAAUUACUCAAACUGACUUAUUUGCAAUCAAAGUUGCAACUAUGGUACAGACUAUCGAUGAAGUGAAUGACGAAGCAACAGAUUUGUUAGAAAGUAAAAAUUCAACUUUAAAUCCACCGUUUCCAUCAUUGAGCUGUGUUCCUGAAUCAGAAAUUUCAAUCGCAAGUGAAUCUCUUAGUGAAACUUCUGUUAGAACUGUAUUAGAUACUGAAGAGGAAAAUACAAAUGUAGUAGUUAAAAUAAAGAAACCCAAAAAUAAAAAUGCAAAGAAGAAAAAAACCUCUACAAAUGCAAUUAAAGAAAAUGGAAAAGCGGGUGUAACCAAUAAAGAGGAUGACUUAAAUAUAGUUUUUCAAACUCACAAUGUUAAGGGAAGUAAUUCCAGUCUUUCUGAUCCAACAAAAUUGGACUUUCAAACCAAAAAUCAAAAUGUUCUUAAAGAUGUUCCUCCUGUAGAACAAGUAGCUGAAGAAAUGGAAAGAUUAAUUUUACAGCAGCUUGAAGAAGAAGAAAAAGCUAAAGAAUUGUCAAUGAAGAUGACAUCAGAAAACGGUAAUGAAUUUCAAGAACAUGCUUUAGUCUUCAGAUCUCGUUCUGCUGAGCCACCCAAAGAAAAGCCACCACCCCCACCCUCUUCUGAAAAUGAAAUUCCAAAGUCUACAUCGUUAAAAAGAGUAAACUCUACUAAACGCAUUAAGAAGGAACUGUGCAAGCGACGUUCAAAUUUCCUAGGUAUUGAAAAUGAUGGAAAUUCUGUUUGUGAUGAAUUUUCAAUUCCUCCUCCUCCUGGUUUGGAACAAAUUCUGAAAGCUGAAAUGGAAUUGGAUCGAGAAAGUAGGAGGAGACUCGAAAGCGCUACAACAGAAAGAUUAAUUUUAGAAGAAAAUGAAAUUCGUAAAAGAGAGCAAGAAAUUAUUGAUUCUUUAGAAUCUGAAGAAAGACAGAAGCAGCUGAUUAUAAAUUGUGAUGAAUUGAAUGACAUAAAAUCUGAUUGUACAGAGGUGUGUGACAUUAUGAAAGAAGAAGAAGAUCGCAUAGAAAUUUUAAAGGAGGAGAGGAAAAGAAUGGAAAAAGAGCGAAUAUUGUCAGAAGAACAAAGAUUGAGGUUAAUUGAAGAAAAACAGCUGAAAGACAGAGAAGAAAUGAUUCGGAAACAGGAAGCUAAUAAGUCUACUUCUGCUGAAUUCUCUGCACCUUUGCUUUUUGAUACUGCAAUUAUUUCUAAUGCUACAAACAUUGUUUCCUCUCCUUCUGAAACAAAGUUAAACGUUGGUGGUGAUGGUGAAACUAUUAAAACAGUUUCAGCACCUAAUGAUCAAACCAAGAGUACCUCUUUGGAAGAACCUGUUACUGUUAAUAGGCCGAUUGUUCCUCCAAAGCCUUUAAAAAAGAAGGAGGCUAUACGCAAAGAAAGAGAAAGGUUACGACAAGAGCAGGAAGCUUUAGUUCGUGAGCGAGAAGAGCACAGAAGAAAAUUAAAAGAAGAGGAAGAACUUCUGAAAACUCAUCAGAAUAUCAAUGCUCAUGAAGCUCCUGUGUCCCGAAUAGGUCCUCUUCCUUCAUUAAUAAAGCCUGCUUAUACUCCCCAACUAACAUCCCCUAAUAGUGCUCAGCCCAGUGCCAGAGAAAAUACUGCCAUAACUAGUCGAAUUUAUCCAAGCACUCAAAAUGGCAGCAAAUGUGCUGAGCCUGUGCAGCAGACUGUCAGUAAACGUAAUAAGCCAAUACCUCCUCCAAAGAAAACUAUAAAAAGUGAAUUGCGCAGCCAACAAAAGAUGCCUUCUGUUAAAAAACAAGACCCUCUAACAGAGAACAAAUACAAUCAGAACCACUGGCUCAUUCAGGAAGCUGAAAUGCGAAGAAUUACGGAACUGAAAGAACGACAGCGUGCAUCUCAGUUCCCAAACUCUCAAACACAUCUUGCAGAAGAUGCUGUUUGCAGUGUCACUCACAUGGCCCCAGUUCUUCCACCCGGUGUACAGUUAAAUAAUCCUGUUCAUGAGAAGACGUGGAAUUAUGGACAUUCUAUCAUGCCAGUAAAGAAAUAUCCACCACCUGUUACUUCCGAUAAAGCUCUUGGAGCCUAUUCUACUGAUGUACCCCCUGCCAAACCGUCAAGAGUGGUACCUUUAGAAAGACCAGAGCAAAUGUUGUCUGUUAGUGGUCGAAAAAGGUGUUCUCAUUGCAGUGAAGAAUUAGGUAGAGGGGCUGCCAUGAUCAUAGAAUCCCUUCAAUUGUAUUAUCAUAUCCAUUGUUUCCAAUGCUGUGUUUGCCAAGCUCAACUGGGGAAUGGAUCCUGUGGAACAGAUGUUAGAGUUAGAAAUAAUAAGCUUCACUGUCACAAUUGUUACAGCAAUGAUGAAGCUGGUUUGAAGUUCAGCCAAGUGUAAAGAAAAGCAAUAUUGUAAUUAAAUGUAAAUAAAAAGUAAAAUAUUGUAUUAAACUUCUAUUUAAAUUGUCUACGUUUUUCUCUGAAAUUUUAAAUCUGCUUGCAAUUGAGUACUAAAAGUUUGAAUUUGUAAAUAAGUUAUUUUUGCAUUCAUGUUCAUCUGUACAAUAUUACAAAUAUGAUUCAUAAUUGCAUAUUUCCAUUAUACAUAUCUUCUAAAAUACAGUUUAAAUAUUUAUAAUCAUUUAAUAAUGGUUUGUUUCUAUUUCAACAUGGAACAUAAUUUAAAUUCUUUAAUAUAUGUUACGGUUCUAUUCAUUAAGCUUUUAGUCCAAAAAAUGCAAUUUUGUCUAUCUAUAAGUUUUAACUUUAUUUUAGAAAUUUUUGAAGUGCGUUAAGUAUUUAAACUAUUUUUUCCAUCUUUAAUAAUUUCUUUGAUUAUGGCACUGUUUUUCUCUUAAAGAAAUAUAUUGUAUGGUUAUAUUUUUCUUUGAAUAGCUAUAGUGUUUGAAAGGAUACUGUGAUAUUUGAGAUAAUCAGCAUUUUUGUACAAAAUUGCAAAUCUUCUCUAUUGUUAAAUUUUUAGGUUAAUUAAAAAAGUAUUUUUUUAAUUAUAUUUUGUUAGUGUGUAAAUAUGUAUUUAUUUAUGUUUUAAGUGUAUGAUCCAAUCCAAUUUUCUUCUCAUAUGAAAAAAUAUAAUUUUAAAAGUAGAAAAUUAAAUGUCUUAAACUAUUUUUCAUAAAUAUCUUAUAAUUUUAUGUCUUUUUGGGGAAGAAAAAAUUUAUUUAAAAUAUCAUUGCAACCUUUAUUGUAAUUUUAUGGAUAAUAAUUACUAAAAAUUUAAUCUUAUGUUCAUAAAUGUCUGUAAAUUAAGUGACUGUGAUUUGAAGUUCCUGUUCUUAGUUUCAGUGAAUCUUUUAGUACAAGAAAAAGCUUUGAAAAAUAUGGUACAUCUAUUUUACUAUACUGUCACGUUCUUUACAGGAUUGUAGUUGUGUAAAUAAAGGAAUUUUAGCUGUA